This is a messenger RNA of Struthio camelus australis, 921 nucleotides long. Lineage: Eukaryota; Metazoa; Chordata; Aves; Struthioniformes; Struthionidae. The record is from RefSeq and is a predicted model, not a curated record.
CUGUGGUGGUUAUCUGGCGCUGUCCUUAGCCCCGCUGCCGCUCGGAGGACACGGUCGCAGCCGAGAAGAGCCGCUGGGGGUUUGGUGUGAGUGUGUGUGUGUGUGGAAUAACUGCAGACAUGACUGCGUGGAGGAAAUUCAAGUCUCUGCUGGUUUUCUGCGCGGGGCUCCUCACUGCAGCUCAGGGUCAAAACUGUGGAGGUUUAGUACAAGGACCAAAUGGUACUAUAGAAAGCCCCGGAUUUCCUCAUGGUUAUCCGAAUUAUGCCAACUGCACAUGGAUCAUUAUAACAGGAGAACGUAACAGGAUACAAUUGUCAUUUCUUACUUUUGCCCUUGAGGAAGAUUUUGAUAUUUUGUCAAUUUACGAUGGACAGCCACAGCAAGGCAAUUUAAAAGUGAGGUUAUCUGGAUUUCAGCUUCCAUCGUCUAUUGUGAGCACAGGCUCUAUCCUCACCCUCUGUUUCACCACAGACUUUGCUGUCAGUGCUCAAGGGUUCAAAGCUAUCUAUGAAGGAAUGUACAUAAGCUAGUCUAGAUGGGCAGAUGAAAUCAAGAAGAAAGUUCAGGCUGACAGCAACUGAUCAUGGUCAGAUGGAACUUGUAUAUACAACAACUUUGCAAACAACUGGCUGAACUGGAAACUUUGAUUUAAUUAACGGUUUGUGUCCGUGUUUAUAAAGGGUAGGUCACCCACUCAAGGAAAAGAAACAAACUAAUGCAACUUAAAUUUAAGUAGUAUAUUGUUGUUAGCAAAUAGACUGUACGUAGCCUUUGAAUAAUUUAAGAAAAGCUCAAGCACAUUUGUAAUUAGUAUUCAUUCAGCCACUCUGAAUGAAAGCUUGGAAUAAUUAAAAAAUAUAUGUUUUGUAGACAACUUGGAAUGAAAAUAAUAUGUUCUGUAUGACGAGAUAAACUACA